AUGGCGCACAAAGUUGUUCUCUUUCUCCUCCCUUUUGUCUUGCUCUUCAUCAUUAAUGGCCACGGAAGCUUUGCCAGAGAUAUGAAGAUUCAACAAGAGAAUGAAAAACAAGCUGACCAACCUUAUCUUGAUGGCUGGCUCAAAAACACUCCACACAAGAAUGAAAACAUCAACCCAAACUCUAAUGCCGCUUACCUUGAUGGAUGGUUGAAAGAUACCAAGGAUCAAAAGGAAAAGACUACCCAAAAUUCCAAUCAAGUUUACCUUGAUGGCUGGUUGAAAGAUAGCCAAGCAAAGUCCACCCCCAACGCCAAUCCAGCUUAUCUUGAUGGAUGGUUAAAAGAUGGCCAAAAAGCAAAAUCCACCCCAAAUGGAAACCAAGCUUACCUUGAUGGAUGGUUGAAAGAUAACCAAGCUAAGAAGGCAAAAUCCACCUCAAACUCCAACCAAGUUUACCUUGAUGGCUGGUUGAAAGAUAGCCAAACAAAGUCGACCCCAAACUCCAACCUAGUUUACCUUGAUGGAUGGUUGAAAGAUGUUUACCUUGAUGGAUGGUUAAAAGAUGGCCAAAAAGAAAAAUCCAACCCCAACUCCAACCAAGCUUACCUUGAUGGGUGGUUGAAAGAUAGCCAAGCAAAAUCUAACCCUAACUCCAAUCAAAUUUACCUUGAUGGUUGGUUGAAAGACAUCCAAGCAAACCAAGCAAAAUCCAACCCUAACUCCAAUCAAGUUUACCUUGAUGGUUGGUUGAAAGACAUCCAAGCAAAGUCGACCCCCAACUCCAACCAAGUUUAUCUUGAUGGAUGGUUGAAAGAUGGCCAAAAGGAAACAUCAACCCCUAACGUCAAGCAAGCUUACCUUGAUGGAUGGUUGAAAGAUAGUCAAGCCGAGAAAACAAAAUCCAACCCUAACUCCAACCAAGUUUACCUUGAUGGAUGGUUGAAAGAUAACCAUGACAAAUCCAACCCUAACUUCAAUCAUGUUUACCUUGAUGGCUGGUUGAAAGACAACCAAGCAAAGUUGUAA
Messenger RNA from Trifolium pratense (red clover), 1026 nucleotides. RefSeq lists its product as uncharacterized. The record is from RefSeq and is a predicted model, not a curated record. The coding region runs from base 1 to 1026 and encodes 341 amino acids. The transcript is spliced from 4 exons. Lineage: Eukaryota; Viridiplantae; Streptophyta; Magnoliopsida; Fabales; Fabaceae.